Molecule: messenger RNA, 2225 nt
Organism: Anguilla anguilla (European eel)
Lineage: Eukaryota; Metazoa; Chordata; Actinopteri; Anguilliformes; Anguillidae
Product: olfactory receptor 52K2-like
Exons: 2
Coding region: 220-1164 (314 amino acids)
Biological process (GO): G protein-coupled receptor signaling pathway
Cellular component (GO): membrane
Molecular function (GO): G protein-coupled receptor activity; olfactory receptor activity
Source: RefSeq, a predicted model, not a curated record
UAUGACAUCAACUGGCUACAACCUGUAUGUUUAUGUGGGCAGAUCCUUUAUAAAAAGCUAGAGUGAAGAUUCUAUUCCUCAAGUGUGUUGUCUGAAGGACACCAGCACGAUCAGGGCUGUAAAUUCCAAGAGGAAAUUUUAAACUUUUUUAAAAUAACAAUAAUCAUUUUGAAAGAGGCCAAAACGGAAUGAAUAUCUGCUGGGAUUCAAUGUGCAACUAUGGAGAAUAGAUCAGUGGUGACAUCAUUCAUAUUGAAGGCAUACACUGAACUGGAAGACCAUAGAUAUGUAUACUUCACAGGUUUCCUGUUAUUGUUUAUCCUUAUGCUAUUAAUAAAUAUAAUUCUUAUUACAAUAAUUUAUAUUGAAACCAGUCUCCAUGAACCCAUGUAUUUUUUAUUGUGUAACUUAGCAGUAAAUGGAAUUUAUGGCACUAUAUCUUUAUUACCAUCAGUACUUGGUAAUUUAAUGUCUCAUACUUAUGAAAUAUCACUGACUGCAUGUCUUUUACAGGUCUUUUGUUUGCACAUAUAUGGUGCAGUUGAAUUUAAUUCUUUAGCAGUGAUGGGCUAUGACAGAUAUGUUGCCAUUUGUCAUCCAUUACACUAUCACCAAUUAUUGUCUCAGAGAACAUUUUGCACCCUUAUAGCAUUGUCCUGGAUUUAUCCUUGCAUUGUGUUUGGGCUGUAUUUCAUAUUAACUGUACAGUAUACAUUUUGUGGCAGGAUCAUAGAAAAAGUGUAUUGUGUUAACUUUGAAUUAGUCAAACUGUCCUGUUUUGACAUUUCUUUUCACAGCAAAGUUGGCUUUUUUGUAAUGGUUUUAAUAAUUGUUCCCCAGGUCCUCAUGAUAUUAUUUUCCUAUGCACAAAUACUCAGAAUCUGCCUGACUGCUUCUAAGGAAUCUCAGGCCAAAGCUAUUCAAACAUGCACCCCACACUUACUGGCCGUGAUUAACUAUGCAGUGGGAGUCUUUUUUGAAAUUAUUUCAACUCGUUUCAACAUGAGUCAUGUACCAUAUAAAGUUCGCAUAUUCCUGUCCCUUUACUUUCUGAUAUUUCCCCCAUUGCUUAAUCCUGUAAUUUAUGGAAUUAGCAUUCAAGCCAUCAGAGUUCAGAUUUUCAAACUGUUCAUUACUUGUAAAAAUAAGUUAUUUACACUGUAGGAGACAAUGAAGUAGUCUAAUGAUUGUUCAAUACUUUUACACAUUUUUAAGCCAAUCAGCUAAAUGAGACGAAAUGUAAUUCCACAGGGUUAAAAGUAAUGCUCAAUUAAAAGUAAUGACACUGGUUGCUUUUGCAGCGAGACAAGAAAGCUGUUAAUAUAUCUGCCUGUGGAAUUUAAACCCUUUUCCCAUUUACAUUUUAGCAUUUACCAGAUACCCAGCAAAAGACGAAAUGUAUUCAAUCAACAUCUAUCCUUACUAUUGACUCACAUUUAAGGUUAUUUUUCACAAAUUCACUUUGGCAAGGUUAGUGAUUGCUGUACUUAAAAAUAAAAAACAAUUUUUGCUUUUGUUAGCCAAAGUUCAGAAAUUCAAUUGAUUGAACUGCAGGCCAUGCUUUGGCUGAGGGGAGUGGGAGCUAGUGUGAGUUUGGGACCUUAAUUCAUGGUAUAAACAUUUUGAGAAACAAUACCACAUCCACCUGUUAUUUCAGCAGGGAACAAAAAACUUCACUUGGUCCCGGGUUCACUGUGUAGUGUUCAUAAGGAGUAAUUAAUCACAAAAAAAAAACAAUGUUGUAAGUUAAAUGUGUUAAUUUGCUGAAAGCCUCAAAAGACAGGAAAUGAAAUUGAUUAGGCCAAACGCUAACAUCAGCCCGUUCUCCAUCAAUGGGUAUCAGCACAGACCUUUGACAACUGCUAAAGCUCUGCGGUGGGGACUGAAUCUGGGAAGGAACUGGACAUUCUGAUUGCUAAGUUUGUGUAGCCAAAAUGAACAUUUUCGGUGUUUCCCCAAUCAUCUCUCCUGCUGCGUCUGCUUUAACACAAUUUCACUGCACGGAGCUGGUGUUAAUACCUUUGGGGGAUUUGUGCUUAAUUAUAACUGUAGUGUCACGAUAACGGUAACUGUUUUGAAUGACAUCACCAACUGACUACAACCUGUAUGUUUAUGUGGGCCCGUCCCUUAUAAAAAGAUCGAGUGAAGGUUCCAUUCCUCAAUUGUGUUGUCUGAAGAACACCAGCACGAUCAGGGCUGUAAGUUACAAGGAGCAAAAAAAAAAA